Ceratotherium simum simum (southern white rhinoceros) is the source of this 3379-nucleotide messenger RNA. The record is from RefSeq and is a predicted model, not a curated record. NCBI's taxonomy places the organism in Eukaryota, Metazoa, Chordata, Mammalia, Perissodactyla, Rhinocerotidae.
AGAUUUCUCCAUCUUGCUAAGGAGGAACAAUUCCCUUUUUGGCAUAACUGAUGGUACCAUGCAAAAAUCAGAUCCUCGAAAAGAUGGAGAAAUUAACAUACAGAGAAACUGACUUGUCAGAGGUCAGAGCAAGGUAUUGGUGGAUCCAGGGAUAAAUCCCAAACCUCUUAACUCCUUGACCAGUUUUUAGUUCAUUGACUAUGCAGCCUAGUGUAAUAGACUGGAAUGAUGUUAGAAAACACAAAUAUGGUCACCUAUCAGAGUCUGCAUCCCAAUAUCAAGAAGCUACUGACAUCCUGGAGCUAGCAUCUAGUGCUUUUUGCAUGGCCCAAAGGGGCCCUGUGCUGCUCCACCACAGAGGAAACUUCAAGAAAUGCUGGUUUGCUACAAUGUUUUAGCUUGUGAGAGUCUCUGGGACCUUCCCUGCUCCAUCAUGGGGUCACCUCUAGGUCAUUUUACCUGGGACAAAUACCUAAAAGAAACAUGUUCAGUCCCAGCACCUGUCCAUUGCUUCAAGCAGUCCUACACACCUCCAAGCAACGAGUUCAAGAUCAGCAUGAAAUUGGAAGCACAGGACCCCAGGAACACCACAUCCACCUGUAUUGCCACAGUAGUUGGACUGACAGGUGCUCGCCUCCGCCUUCGCCUUGAUGGUAGUGACAACAAGAAUGACUUCUGGCGGCUGGUUGACUCUGCUGAAAUCCAGCCUAUUGGGAACUGUGAGAAGAAUGGGGGUAUGCUGCAGCCCCCUCUGGGAUUUCGGCUGAAUGCCUCCUCUUGGCCUAUGUUCCUUUUGAAGACACUAAAUGGAGCAGAGAUGGCUCCCAUCAAGAUUUUCCACAAGGAACCACCAUCACCUUCCCACAACUUCUUCAAAAUGGGAAUGAAGCUAGAAGCUGUGGACAGGAAGAACCCUCAUUUCAUUUGCCCAGCCACUAUUGGGGAGGUGCGGGGCUCAGAAGUGCUUGUCACUUUUGAUGGAUGGCGAGGGGCCUUUGACUACUGGUGCCGCUUCGACUCCCGGGACAUCUUCCCUGUGGGCUGGUGUUCCUUGACUGGAGACAACCUACAGCCACCUGGUACUAAAGUUGUGAUUCCAAAGAAUCCCUAUCCUGCAUCUGAUGUGAACACUGAGAAGCCCAGCAUCCACAGCAGCACCAAAACUGUCUUGGAGCAUCAACCAGGGCAGAGGGGGCGUAAACCAGGAAAGAAGCGGGGCCGGACACCCAAGCCCCUAAUUCCCCAUCCCAUCUCUACCCCAUCCAAGUCAGCUGAACCUUUGAAAUUCCCAAAGAAGAGGGGUCCCAAACCUGGCAGUAAGAGGAAACCUCGGACUUUGCUGAACCCACCACCCACCUCACCAACAACCAUCACCCCUGAACCGGAUACCAGCACUGUACCCCAAGAUGCUGCCACCAUCCCCAGCUCAGCCAUGCAGGCCCCCACAGUUUGUAUUUACUUGAACAAGAAUGGCAACACAGGCCCCCACCUAGAUAAGAAGAAGGUGCAGCAGCUCCCUGACCAUUUUGGGCCAGCCCGUGCCUCUGUGGUGUUGCAGCAGGCUGUCCAGGCUUGCAUCGACUGUGCUUAUCACCAGAAAACUGUCUUCAGCUUCCUGAAACAGGGCCACGGUGGUGAGGUUAUCUCAGCCGUGUUUGACAGGGAACAGCACACCCUCAACCUCCCAGCAGUCAACAGCAUCACCUACGUCCUCCGCUUCCUGGAGAAACUCUGCCACAACCUUCGCAGUGACAAUCUGUUUGGCAACCAGCCCUUCACACAGACUCACUUGUCACUCACCACCACAGAGUACAGCCACAGCCACGACAGGUAUCUACCAGGUGAAACCUUUGUCCUGGGGAAUAGUCUGGCCCGGUCCUUGGAGCCACAUUCAGACUCAAUGGAUUCUGCCUUGCAUCCCACCAACCUCGUCAGCACCUCCCAAAAUCUUCGAACCCCUGGGUACCGGCCUCUGCUUCCAUCCUGUGGCCUCCCACUGAGCACUGCCUCAGCUGUGCGCAGGCUGUGCUCCAGGGGGUCGGACCGAUACCUGGAAACCCGGGAUGCCUCUCGACUGAGUGGCCAGGACCCCUCCUCAUGGACAGUUGAGGACGUGAUGCAGUUUGUCCGAGAAGCUGAUCCUCAGCUUGGACCCCACGCUGACCUCUUUCGCAAACACGAGAUCGAUGGCAAGGCCCUGCUUCUGCUGCGCAGUGACAUGAUGAUGAAGUACAUGGGUCUGAAGCUGGGGCCUGCACUCAAGCUCUCCUACCACAUUGACCGGCUGAAGCAGGGCAAGUUCUGAAGCAGGGAGACGCAGCCUAGACAACUGAGGGCUCAAGCAAAUGGGGGCAGUCUUCUCCCAGGAAGGAGAGCCAUCAGCCCACUUCCUGGUGCCUCAUUGGGGUUCAGGGCCACCUCAGGACUCCAGGAGCCUGUGUGGAGCCACCACUACUACCCCCUCCUGCUAUGAUAUGUCCUUCCAUGAAGGACUGAGGAGGUGAGAGUGUGGGGCCCAGGGCUGGUGCUGCUCUUCCCCUCAGCCCUGCCUCAGCUCUGAGGUCUCUCUAUAUUUAUUUCUCAAGCCUGGCCGGCCUCUCACCAGGAGUUUAGACUGAACACCUUCCAAGUGAUGGAGGAAGGGGCCGACUCCUGAGGCCUCAGAAGAUGGGGCCCUGAAUUGAUAUUUGUGCCCAGUCCCCUUACCACCUGCUGGGCCUGGUGUGGCACCCCAUUGCCCCACAACUCCUGCCUUCUCCUCACAAGAUUCCCAGAGUCCAAACUCAUGGUGCAAACCUCUACCUUUUUUAAAAAAAGAUCUUUUCUUAUUGUUAAUUUAUUGCCUCUGGCACUUGGGCAAGCCCUCCAGUUCAUACUUCUCUUGCUCCAGACAUUGGGUUUCAGGAGGAGAGACACUGCCCUGCCCUGGUCCCAGAGAGGCGUGGCCCCUUUUCAGAGGACGUUACUCUAGGGCACUUGCUCUUUGGGAUGGACAGACCCGUAAAGCCUUGACCACAUCACUCAGCAUGGGGAGGAGAGGGUCCCUGUCCCCUUCCACUCUCUUCCUCCACUGGGCCCCUUUGUAGCCCUGGGCCUCAUCUCUGGGAAUGGGAAUCCCCUGCCCCACACUGUCCCCCACCACAGCUCCUUGCCCUGGCCAGAACUGCUGUGGAAGAAGGCGGGGCCCAAUGAUUUUAGGCCAAGAAGGCCCUAAGGUAGAUGGGAGGGAAGGGUCUCCAGGCCUGAGUCUGGUUGCACCCACUCCACGUCCAUAUGCUUCCUUAUUAAGCAAGUCAGCAGCACAGCUGCCCCUGCUGCCAUCUGGACUUAUUUUAUGUCGAUUUGUUUGUUAAUAAAAAACAAUAUAGAUGCCAAUGUC